Anguilla rostrata (American eel) is the source of this 878-nucleotide messenger RNA. RefSeq names its product beta-galactoside-binding lectin-like. The coding region runs from base 207 to 599 and encodes 130 amino acids. The record is from RefSeq and is a predicted model, not a curated record. Lineage: Eukaryota; Metazoa; Chordata; Actinopteri; Anguilliformes; Anguillidae. The transcript is spliced from 4 exons. Gene Ontology annotation, molecular function: carbohydrate binding; laminin binding.
UCUGUUCAGGAUUCCUUUGAGUCUAUCACGCGUAAUGCGCACUCAGUUGCAUUUUUUCGUCGAUUUGAUUGGUUAGAGCUCGCUAAAGUUUAUGACUAGUCUCGCUGGCACAUAAAUACACGAAUCACGGCUACAGUUUAUUCGGCUCGCAAACCAGUGCCGUACAGCUGUGAGGAAUCCGGAGGUGAAUUGCCAAGAUAAGCAUCAUGGAAGUGAAAAACAUGUCGUUCAAGGCAGGGACUGAACUGAAGAUCACAGGUGUCCCCAAAUCGGAUGCCGCUAGUUUCGCAAUCAACGUGGGGCAGUCUGAGGACAGAAUCGCGCUGCACUUUAACCCACGCUUCAACUGCCACGGGGACCACUGCACCAUCGUCUGCAACUCCAGGCAGGACGGCUGUUGGAACAGCGAGCACAGAGAGAACAACUUCCCCUUUCAGCAGGGGGAGGAGUUUAAGGUGUCCAUUUCCUUUGACAAUGACCAAUUUCGUAUUAAACUAUCUAAUGGCCAUGUGUUUCAUUUCCCCAACCGUCUGGGUGAUGACAAAUAUAAACACAUUACCAUUGAUGGAGCCAGGAUCACAAGCUUCAAGAUAAAAUAAUGGCCAACCAAGAGGUGUUGGACAUGCCCCUUUCACUGCUAAUUGGCUGGUCUGCUUCACAGUCUGACUGCUAAUUGGUUGUACAGCCUUGAUAAAGCUGUGUAUUGUCUGCCCCUUCUGAACAUCAUUGCCUUUAAUUUUGUGCAGCCUUGUACUAAUGUCAGUAAAAACUCAUUUCACUUUUAUAGUGGUAGACUUCAACAUGGGCUGUCCUGUCCUGAUGGCUUUUCCUGAUAUGGUGUGGGAAUCAUUUAGCAAUAAAAGCUUAAAAGAGCCUUA